AACUAAUGUAAUAAUUCUAGAUAUUUCAAUUAUUUUAUUUUUUUUUUGUAUUUUAUUAGUUAUGUUAAGUGUUGAAAGUUUUAUAUGCUUUUCAUCUAAAACUUUUUUAUUAUCUUUUUUUCUACAGUUAUGGAAAUACGUAUUGCUUCUAAAGUUCCUAAGACAUAUUCUAAUCUAUCUAAUACGUUAUAUAAUUAAUUAAUUUUUUAUCUUUAAAAUUAGUUUUAAAUGCACUGUCUGAAAAUGAAGUUCUACUUCAAACUAUUUCUGCAAUUUAUGUUUCGUCUACAAAACCUGCUUUUAGAACCUACUCUAACUGUUAGUACACUUAUAAUAAUAUUAUUUGUGUUAUAUACUUUAAUUUUAUAGUUAAUAUGCAUGAUAAAAAGUUAUUGUGUGUAAUAUAUUUUGUCUUAUCAAAUAGUAUUAUUAUUAUUUAUUGUUACAGCAUCUAAAAAUUUAAUUUUACUGAAUGCAUCAUUACCUCUUGAAAAUAAGUUAGCAUCGAAUGAAACGUUAUCUUCUGUAAAUGAAAUGAUUUCUAUUAAUGAUACCUGUAAAAUCAAAAACAUUGCUUUAUCUUCGAAAACUGUUAAGCCUGAUUAUAAAUCUUCCUUACCAUCUUUAAUAAAAAACGUUCGUAUGCAAUCAGAUUUCCAUGUUACUGCUAUUCUUAAAACUCUAGUGGACAGACAAGAAGAAACAAAUGGUAAAAUAGAUAACGUAAUUUUGAUGCUUAAUAGAAUAUAUCGCAAAUUAGUCCCAGAGGAGGAAAAAGUUAGAAGGCCGAAAAAUCUUCCUACCCUUCCCUUGAGUGACAAAGACGUAUUUUCAGAAAUGCAAACAUUCUUGAUAUCUGAAGACAACUUUUAUCCUAUAGUAGAUUAUAUUGUUAAAUUAAUGAAGGCUGACGGCCAAACUGAUUAUUACCAAAAUUAAUAUCAAAUUCUUUAGCUCGAAUGAUCAGUUACUCGGGAUCAGGUUAUAAAUUAAAAUUUGAAAACACAAAACUUCAUGAAACAAUUUCCUGUGCUGUUUUGAAUGCAUUCCCACAAAGCAAUUUAACCAAAAUGGAUAAGAAAAUAUCACGAUGGUUAUAUACUAGCAAUCAGCGAAAACUUAGUGUUUAAGUUAAUGUUGAGCUCAUUUAUUACUUGCUAAGAUAAAAAUAUCUAAGUAUUUAAAAUAACAUAAAAAGGUAAAGUUUUUUUGUUUUAUUUCAAGAUCUUAUUUAGGGCUGAUUGUUCCAACUUUUUGGUAAAUUUAUAUAUUAGAUAAAU
Monomorium pharaonis (pharaoh ant) is the source of this 1280-nucleotide messenger RNA. RefSeq lists its product as uncharacterized. The coding region runs from base 535 to 939 and encodes 134 amino acids. NCBI's taxonomy places the organism in Eukaryota, Metazoa, Arthropoda, Insecta, Hymenoptera, Formicidae. The record is from RefSeq and is a predicted model, not a curated record. The transcript has 5 exons.